Ilex paraguariensis (yerba mate) is the source of this 849-nucleotide messenger RNA. The record is from the annotation of a GenBank genome assembly. Lineage: Eukaryota; Viridiplantae; Streptophyta; Magnoliopsida; Aquifoliales; Aquifoliaceae.
AUGGAAGGUUCCUUGGUUCCGGAUUCAGAGAACAGCAAAAUAGCGGGAGAGAAACCUAAACUAGACAAAACGAUGAAGGGUCCUACUGGGAAUGUGGCAAGGAAGAAGCUUGCCGACAUAAGCAAUUUGCCUCAGCAGCCUAAACCCUCGAACCAAAAGGAUAACUCACAGACUAUAACCAUGACCAGUAAAGAAUAUAUUGACCACCUAAAGAAGGAAAAUAUGUCGUUGAUGAAACUUGUAGUAGAGAGAAACAAAAUCAUUGAAUUGAGUGGAAUUGAGCUUCAGAAACUGAGGGUCAAUUUGCAGAAAGUGAUGCAACAGAAUUCGCAGCUUGCUCAAACCAACAGUCAGAUGCUGGCAGAACUAAAUUCAGGUAAAGAUAGGGUGAAAGUAAGCAAGUGUGAGGAAGCUCAGGAGUAUGCGCAAUCAGAUAGAGAUGACAAUAAACCUUGUACUACCAACAGAAGGCGGCAAUCAAAAAGUUUUGGCCCUUCUCCUGUCAAACAAAGUCAUGCUAAGGAGGAUGCUGAAAGCAAAAGGCUGUGUGUGAGAAGGCACUCUGCUAGAUUCAAAUCUGAAGAAUCAAAACCUACUGAAGACUUCUUUGAGAUAGAUGAAGCCAAAUUGCCUGAAUGUCCUUCGCGUGAUGAUCGAAUGCUGGAAGAUGGUUCAGCUACUAUGUCUUCAUUAGUCAAAACAGAGGAUAAAGAUGAGAGUUCUGGCCCGAUAUAUAAACCCCAAGAAAUUGGAAGAUCAUCUAUAGGAAGGCCAUUGCGCCAGGCAGCCAAGAAGGUUCAGUCAUACAAGGAAACUCCCGUUAAUGUGAAAAUGCGCAGACCUGAAUAA